AUGGCUUCCCAAAAACCCGUCAUCGCCUUAAUCCACGGCGCCUUCUUCUCGCCCGUGCACUACCGCCGUUUAAUUGAACCCCUUCGCACACAGGGGUACACUGUGAUCGCACCACCCAUGCCUACAACUGGUCUCGAUGACUCUGUCGCGGGCAGGACGUACGUCGACGACGCGAAGCGCAUUCUUGAGUACCUCGUCCCAUACCUAGACGAGGGCCGAGAAGCCAUAGUUGUCGGCCACAGCCAAGGCGGCAUCGCAGCCAGUGCCGUGACCGAGGGCCAAACAAUCGAAGACCGUAAAACUAAGGGCUUGAAGGGCGGUGUUAGGGGUGUUGUUUAUGUCACGGCUCUUGCCAUCCCGACGAAGGGAGCUAGUCUGAUGGGAUUGUUGGGUGGUACGCCGCCGCCGAUUUACCGCGCUGAGGGACCGUUCUAUGUUCUCACUGAACAGGGCUUGGCACCUGAUGCGACUCAAACCAAUAUCCCGAAGGAAGAGCAGCUGGCACUGACGCGGAGCUUGGUGCACCAGAGCAAAGCUAGUAUAGAGGCGCCGGUGCAAUUUACCGCCGUCGAUGUUACAGUUCCUAAGACUUAUGUCGUGUGUGUGGACGACCAGUCCUUACCUGCCGCGCUCCAGGAAAGUAUGGCACAGGCGGCCGGAGCCAAGAUUGUGAAGAUCGCAGCUGGUCAUUUUCCGUUUCUAGAGAGCGAGGCCAAUGCUAAGUUGGUGGUUGAUGCUAUCGUAGAUGCUGCUAGUCAGUGA
Hypoxylon trugodes is the source of this 762-nucleotide messenger RNA. Its product is annotated as alpha/beta-hydrolase. The record is from RefSeq and is a predicted model, not a curated record. The transcript is spliced from 2 exons. NCBI's taxonomy places the organism in Eukaryota, Fungi, Ascomycota, Sordariomycetes, Xylariales, Hypoxylaceae. The coding region runs from base 1 to 762 and encodes 253 amino acids.